GCGUCCAGGGGCGUGGUCUAUUCCGAUUGUUUUUAACGUGCGCUGCUGCUGUCCGUGGCCGACGCGCUCCGUCUUUAUUUCGCCUCGCUGUGCCGUUAUGGAAGUCAGGGAGCGCUGCUGUGCGACACCAUAGGGCCCGGAUCUCGCUCCCAGGGCGGUGGGGAUGCGGCUUCACGAUGGGAAACGUUUUCGGCCGAAAGAGACGCACUCGAGUGACGGAGCAGGACAAGGCGGUGUUGCAACUGAAGCAACAGAGAGAUAAGCUGAAGCAGUACCAGAAAAAGAUCACCCUACAGCUGGAGAAGGAGCGGCUUCUGGCCCGGCAGCUGCUCAAGGAUGGGAAGAAGGAGAAGGCCCUACUUCUGCUCAAGAAGAAGCGAUACCAAGAGCAGCUGCUGGAGAAAACCGAGAACCAGAUCGGCAACCUGGAGCGGAUGGUCCAAGAUAUUGAGUUUGCCCAGAUUGAGAUGAAGGUCAUCGAGGGGUUGAAGAUUGGUAACGACUGUCUGAAGAAGAUGCAUGAGGUGAUGUCAAUAGAGGAAGUGGAGCGAAUCAUGGACGAGACGCAGGAUGCCAUUGAGUACCAGAGGGAAAUCGACGACAUGCUGGCGGGCUCCCUGACCCAGGAGGACGAGGACGCGGUGCUGGCUGAGCUGGACGCCAUCACGCAGGGAGAAGAUGUGUCCCUCCCUGACGUUCCUAAGGAGGAACUGCCGGAGGUUCCUGCAGAAGAACUGGAGAGGAAGAGGGUGAAGACCCAGUCGGAGAUGCUGGUGGCCUAGCGGGACCCUAGCGGGACCCUCGCCCUUGCCUGCCGUCCCCUGUCCCCCCCCCCUCUGCUCCCAGACUCCCCCUUGGAGCUCAGGCGGGUGGCUCCUGUGGCAUAACACCCCCGCCCCCCCCCAGCUCAGGGGCCAGUUAGGCUGGAGGCCUGACUUUACUGAGAAUGCCCUCAGUGCUGUUAUGCUCUCUGCCGCUCUCCUUCCUGCUCUCCUUCCCGCUCUCCUUCCCCAUUGUCGUACCCCUGUUCUGUGUCAGACUGACUGCCCCCCCCCCCAAAACGCAUUCCUGGCUUGACCAGCUACCUGCUCCCGGUCAUGUGAGCGCGUUGGGUCGCUUUCCCAGCCACGUGGGGGCUGAUCCUGUCCUCGGCAGCUUACCUCUGCUCCUGAAUAUCACCUCAUCACUGCCGGGUUUCCCACAGCGAAGAUGAUGCAGCCACAUCUGGCAGGAAGUGGGUUAGUGCCCUGCUGUGCCCUGCUGUGCCCUGGGCUUUGGGUCAGCAUCCUUUGGUUUGGUUAUGGUGACCCAGGCAGCAAACUGCUCAGUCUGUGUUAUGUUUGUUUAAACCAGCAUGUUCUCAAAAUUAACAGGAUAUUAGUGGUAUUAGUGGACCCCUGUAACUGAUGCAGAAUUCACUGUUUAACCCAAAAUGGCAACCCCCCCCCCAAGCUUUUUCUGUCUGUUAUGGACUUGCGGAUAUCAUUCAGUCCUGCAGGAAUGGCUACAUUCUAGCUGUUCCACUUCACUGGAAUUUAAUUAUACCCGUGGACCUCCUGAUAACAUUUGCCGGUGGUUACAAAAUAAGUUUGCGUUUUUAGAAUGUGCUCCCCCUUUCAGUCCCUCCUGCACAAUAAAAGUUUUUAAUUCUUUCAGAUAA
Molecule: messenger RNA, 1660 nt
Organism: Paramormyrops kingsleyae
Lineage: Eukaryota; Metazoa; Chordata; Actinopteri; Osteoglossiformes; Mormyridae
Gene: chmp6b
Product: charged multivesicular body protein 6b
Biological process (GO): vesicle budding from membrane; late endosome to vacuole transport via multivesicular body sorting pathway
Cellular component (GO): multivesicular body; ESCRT III complex
Source: RefSeq, a predicted model, not a curated record